AAAUAUUUAAUAAAUCAUCUCAUGGUCCUUGAGCCUCCUAGCUUUUCCCUCCAAACAAUAUGAUUUAGUCCUACACUCAAAUGUUGUCCUUUGAAGUGUGCUAUUUGAAAAAAAAAAAAUCACGAUUUCCAAAUUGUGUGAUUUCAAAAUGAAUGUCAACAUGAAAAGUUCGCUAAAGCUCACCGGUAAGGCUCACACGUGCCAACUACUCAUGUGGCACGCCCAUGCCAGCGACCAGUGGUUGUCAUGUUUACAAUAAGUACCACCUAAAUUCAUUUACACUUGUUUGUCGACCCAAAAUAAAAUAAAAACAGACGGUAUGAUUCCUAAAAAGCAACAUUAUUCUAAGCCUCUGCAACCUUAUGCGCAGUUUGAACAGAGACACUGUGCUUCAAAUCUUGAAAAAAAAUACAAAGUGACUCCAUUAAAAUUGUAUUUGCAUAUACAAAGUUAAACAAAAAUGUACCUCAACAAUAUGAUUAAAGAUGAAAUGUAAAUGUAUUGCACUAAGAAUUAAAAAGGGAGCUGCUCUUGGGCAGUGAUUGUUUUCAUGUACGCUAAAAGGACCCCAUGGACAACUAGUGGUGCUCGUCCCAGACUUUGAGGACCACUGUUGUUGACUGCAUGGAUAGUCCUGUAUCGUCCACCUUUAGCCUGGAGCCAGACGGCAGAGGCUCCACCUGCUGUGAGGAUCAGAGGCGUAGACAAUGGAUGGAUGCACCAUCAAACAAUUGUUUUUUUCCCCCCACCAAAAUUUGCGUCUUGAUUUCAGGAAAUAAUUGGUGAAUUCAUGAUAGUUUAAUGAAUUUAUAAAAAAUGUGAAAUCAAGAGGAUCUUAGUUACUACAGUAUAUGAACGCAUUUUACAUCUACGUUUUUAACUGUUUAUCUUCACCUCAUCUUCGAGUGAGCUGACCCAUUUGUGGGUUUUCAAAAUCGAGCACAUUUUGCCUAUCGUGCACUCGAUUUUGAGACUAAGCACAAGCCGUUCCUCUUCUGUCCAUUUUCUUGAUUGAAGCGCUGCUGGAUUCAUUCGUGAGCUUUGUGCAGGCUCGUCGGGAGGAGCUGUUGUUGUUGUUGUUGUUGUUUUUGUUGUUUUUGUUGUUGUUAUCCGUUGUGCAACAGCUGUAUUGUUCCUUGAAUAAUUGGGAGCGCUGCGUUUCAUUUUUUUUCUCCUUGGUCAGCAAGUAAGCUACUAGUUUUGUCGCCAAGAUCAAUGACUUUGCUAAGAUAAGCGGAAAGGGAGAGCGAGGGAGCAAGCAAGCAAGCGGAGACGACAAGAAGGCGAGAGAGAAAGAGAAAGAGAGAGCGAGAGAGAGAGCGAUAGAGAGAGACAGGCCACUUGGCGUGAGGACGCCAUGCAUGGCGAGUCGACUGAAGGUAUGCAAAACACCUCUGGUUCCUUAUCCGGGUACCUCUAGGUCGGCUGCGAUUGGCCGGCCGCGUCACGUGGUAAAAGUAACUUUACAGCGCUGCUCGCAAGUAGGAGGGCUUUAUGGAGCAGAAAAACGACAAAGCUAGAAAAUUUAUUUUGCACUCCAGAAAUUAAUGACCAUGAGCUCGUAUUUGAUGGAGUCCAACUACAUUGAUCCGAAAUUUCCUCCAUGUGAGGAAUAUUCGCAAAACAACUACAUCCCUGAGCACAGUCCCGAAUAUUACGGCCGCGCCAGGGAUCCAGGAUACCAGCCGCAGCAGCAGCAUCACCACCACCAGCAGCAGCAGCAGCAGCAGGACUUGUAUGCUGCACAGCGGGCCAACUACCAAGAACGCCAGUACAUUUGUGCAAGCAUCCCCGAGCCCGACACGCCGAGGGGACACGCGGGAAUAGCCCACUCGGCGCACCUACUCGCGGGCAAGGGCCAGCCCGCCUCGUGCGAGACCCCCCAGUUGUCCAUGUCCCCCGCCACCCCGCCGGCCGCAGCCUCCGCCUGCAACCAAGCCCUCCCGGAGCAUCCCAACAGCGCCGCCACCUCGUCCAAGCAGCCCGUGGUCUACCCGUGGAUGAAGAAGAUUCACGUCAGCACCGUGAACUCGGGCUACAACGGGACGGAGCCCAAGCGGUCUCGGACAGCAUACACCCGCCAGCAGGUCUUGGAACUGGAGAAGGAGUUCCACUAUAACCGCUAUUUGACUCGGAGGAGGCGCAUCGAGAUCGCCCACACGCUGGUCCUGUCCGAGCGGCAGAUCAAAAUCUGGUUUCAGAACCGCAGGAUGAAAUGGAAAAAGGACCACCGGCUGCCCAACACCAAAGUGCGCUCGUCGUCGUCCUCGUCGUCGUCGGCGUCGUCGUCGUUGUCGUCGUCGUCCGGCUCCGGCAUCGCCUCGGCAGCCGGCGCGGUGGCCCCUUGCUCCGCCAGCAGCGCUGCGGCGGCCUCCGACGAACUGAGCGCAGCGCAGCAGCAUGGCGACGACAUGACCAGGUUAUAAAACCACACAUGGACGACGCAGGCGGAAAACGAAAACACAAUAGAACUGCUUAUUUAUAGAAUGAUGAGAUAUUCUGGUUUUAUUUGAUCUAUUUAUUUUGUUUUGUCGUAGCCAUCGUGUGCGGUUUCCUCCAAGUCCGACGUUAUAUAAAAUGCAUGUUAUAUAGCAUGGAGUACUGCGAAUAGCGAUGCAUUCUUUUGUACGUGAAACAGGGUUUAAUUUAUUUGAAACUCGUUUGAAAUUGUUUUUAUUCUCUUUUGAAUGAAGGAAAAAAAAUGCAGAUGAUACAUUUAAUCCAAAUAUUCUUGUGGGCCAUUCUUUUGCCCAAGUGAAAUGCACAAUCUAUUUAUUUCAAACACUGGAAGGACAUCAAAAUCGUUAUUUUUGGUAUUGGGGGGGAAAAAAGAACAAGCUGAAACACACCACUGAUCUCGAACUUGUAUGUUUAGGAUACAAAUGUGACAAUUACCUCGUGUAUUUCAGAAAGAGAAUUUUUUUGAUUUACAGUUUGGUUUCGUGGUGUUGGUGUUGUGUUUAGGACCUUUUAAAACGGACUAUUGUGAAAUGCAAUAAACGGAGUGUAUUUGUGCAAAUCAUAUUGCUCAAUAAAACAGUGAGUGUCAUCUAUA
Hippocampus comes (tiger tail seahorse) is the source of this 3055-nucleotide messenger RNA. RefSeq names its product homeobox C4a (gene hoxc4a). Lineage: Eukaryota; Metazoa; Chordata; Actinopteri; Syngnathiformes; Syngnathidae. Gene Ontology annotation, molecular function: DNA-binding transcription factor activity, RNA polymerase II-specific; RNA polymerase II cis-regulatory region sequence-specific DNA binding. The transcript is spliced from 2 exons. Gene Ontology annotation, cellular component: nucleoplasm; nucleus. The coding region runs from base 1548 to 2426 and encodes 292 amino acids. Gene Ontology annotation, biological process: positive regulation of transcription by RNA polymerase II; anterior/posterior pattern specification; embryonic skeletal system morphogenesis. The record is from RefSeq and is a predicted model, not a curated record.